CAAGAGGUUUCACUUGCACUUUUUUAUUCAUCUUGUGUUGUUGCUGUUAAAUUUAUUGAAGUUCUUUUUCAACUUUUUAUAAUUAAAAAAUAUAUUGCUUUUAAUAAAUUAAUUAAAACUAAUUUUUUAUUAAUUUGUAAAAAUAAUUAAAAAUAUGACUGAAGAAUUUAAACUGCCACAUCGGUCAAGAAAACGCGUACGGGAAGUAAAGAGAAAAGCCAGGCCAGAAUUGAAUGAUAAGGAUGCUUGGAUUGCACAGAGAUUUUCGGAUCGCUUUGACGAAUUUAAAAAGUUCACUGAUAAUGUAGAGCGCAUAAAUGCCAAAGAUUUUGAUUGCGAAAAAUUUAUAGAAAAAUAUGAAAAAAUUUAUAAACCAGUUGUAAUAGAUGGAUUGCAAGAAGGAUGGAAAGCUCAUGAAAAGUGGACAUUACCACGCCUUAUGAAAAAAUACAGAAAUCAAAAAUUUAAAUGCGGAGAAGACAAUGAAGGUUAUAGUGUUAAAAUGAAAAUGAAAUAUUAUAUAGAGUAUAUGACUUCAACAAAAGAUGACAGCCCUUUGUAUAUUUUUGAUAGUAGCUUUGGUGAACAUCACCGACGAAAAAAGUUAUUGGAAGAUUAUACAAUACCAAAAUAUUUUCGUGAUGAUUUAUUUAAACAUGCUGGUGAAGAAAGACGUCCACCCUAUAGAUGGUUUGUUAUGGGACCAGAAAGGUCCGGUACUGGUAUACAUAUUGAUCCUUUGGGGACAAGUGCUUGGAAUGCUUUAGUUUUUGGUCACAAACGAUGGUGUCUAUUUCCAACAAAUACACCAAAAGAAAUGUUAAAAGUUACGGGGGCGAUGGGUGGAAAUCAGCGUGAUGAAGCGAUAACAUGGUUCAAUGUUAUUUAUCCUAAAACAAAAAUGAUAGAUUGGCCAGAACAAUAUAAACCAUUAGAAAUCUUACAAAGGCCUGGAGAAACAGUUUUCGUUCCUGGUGGAUGGUGGCAUGUUGUAUUAAAUUUGGAUAAUACUGUUGCAAUUACUCAAAAUUUUUGCAGCAGAACCAAUUUCCCAAUAGUUUGGCAUAAAACAGUACGGGGGAGACCAAAGUUGUCAAGAAAAUGGUUCAAAGUCUUGCAGGAAAAAGAACCAGAACUUGCAAAAAUUGCUGAAAGUAUUAAUAUUGAACAAAGCACAGGUGUUGCAUCGGAUUCUAGCAGUAAUUCGUCAUCUUCUUCUUCAUCAUCUUCAAGUUCUGAAAGUGAACCAGAUAACGAUGAUUCCGAUUCUGAUAGUGGCCAAGAAUCUUUAACUGCAAAAAAAAAGAAAAAACGUCGUAUGGGUGAUGGUUCCAUGAUGAGCAGUUCGUGAUCUAUGGAUAAAUUUUUACAAAAUAUCUUAACGAGAUUGUUUAUCUGUUGUAAUGGUAAUAGUUUAGAAAAAUUUAAAACAGUACGAAAAGCUUCGUUCCUUCAACAACAGCCUUUCAAAACAGAUUGCAAAUCUCAAUCAAAUUAGUAAAAAAUUAAUACCCUUCUCACAAUACGAAAUCUGCGGGCCAAAAAUUCACCGAAACAGUGUUUUUGUCGUAUUUAUCCUUAUAUAUUCUUCAGUUGAAAAAAAAAGAAAAAUAAUGAAAAUGCCACCAUUAGCCUAAGGAAUCAUAAAUAAGUAUUAAAACAAAUAUGUAAAAAGGACUAUGAAUAUUUUUUUUCAUGUUUAAAUAAGAUUUAUUAAAAUUAAAAUUAUCGUAAUAUGCUUCCAACUUACAAUUGAAAA
This is a messenger RNA of Condylostylus longicornis, 1759 nucleotides long. It is a transcript of the gene PSR, whose product is annotated as bifunctional arginine demethylase and lysyl-hydroxylase PSR. The coding region runs from base 155 to 1351 and encodes 398 amino acids. Gene Ontology annotation, biological process: phagocytosis. Lineage: Eukaryota; Metazoa; Arthropoda; Insecta; Diptera; Dolichopodidae. The transcript is spliced from 4 exons. The record is from RefSeq and is a predicted model, not a curated record. Gene Ontology annotation, cellular component: nucleus; cytoplasm. Gene Ontology annotation, molecular function: P-TEFb complex binding; histone H4R3 demethylase activity.